This is a messenger RNA of Rotaria sp. Silwood1, 2163 nucleotides long. Lineage: Eukaryota; Metazoa; Rotifera; Eurotatoria; Philodinida; Philodinidae. The record is from the annotation of a GenBank genome assembly.
AUGACCUCAAAUCGAAAACAUUCUCUUAUUGAUGUAUUAUCCAAUGAGAAUUGUUUGUCUGAUGAUAAUCAUCGAUCAAAUAAUGAAGGAGAACGACGAUGGAGACGAACAAGUUUUGCUGGAUAUCCUUGGAUGAAUAAAUUCAAGCCAUUUAUAUAUGGAACAAAAAAUGAUGAUGUACCUGAUUGUUACAAUCGAGUUCGUUAUAUUCGAGAUGCUUGUAAAGUAUUAUCUGAUCUUUGGAAAACGGAUAAAGAUUUUUUAAAUAAAAGUAUUGAUAAUGAUGUAUCAAAAUCGUUCAAAGAAUUUCGUUUGAAUGAUGUUGCACGUUCUUAUCGUUCUCCAUAUCGAACAAAUGGAGGUUCAUCGAUUUUAAAUCAAACAAUUGAUGAUUUAGUUCAAAUACAUGAUUUUAUUGAUUCGAAAAGAAAAGAAUGGCUUGAACAAUUAAAAAAAAUUAUUGAACAAGCUAGAGAUAAACAAUCAAAUAUUCGUCAAACGAUGACUGAACUUCGAGAUAAUUAUGAAAAAGCUCAACGAAAAUUAGAAACAGCUGAUACGAAUUUAAAAAAAUUUCAAACACGAUCUGAUCGUUUAACAUUACCAAAUUUUGAUGAACGUUUACGUGAAUUAGAAGAUAUUCGUAGUGAAUGUGAACAAGCUCGAACAUUAUCACAUGAUAUAUAUGCAACUGAAACAUAUAAAUUUUCAAGUGAAGAACAUUCAAUAACAGUUAAACUAUUUUAUCAAUAUUUAUAUGAAGAAAAUACAUUUUAUAAUGAUGUAUCAAAAUAUUUAUCAUCAAAAAUGCCUGAAAUAGAACAAAGAUUAGAAAAUAAUGAUUUAAUUCCAUCAUUUGGUUAUGAUCUUGCUAAACAUUGUUCAAAACGAAACGAUACAUUAAUUGCUUAUCCUAUUGAAAUAUGUAUUAGACUUUUAGAAAAUAGUUUAAAUGAAGAAGGUCUUUUUCGUAUUGCACCAUCACAUGGUAAACAAAAAAAAUUAGUUGCUGAACUUAAUUUACAAACAAUUGAUAGAGCAGCGACACUUAAUGAACUUAAUUAUGAUCCACAUGUUCCAGCAAGUACACUUAAACAAUAUUUAAGAGAACUUCCAGAUUGUUUACUUACAAAUGCACUUUUAUCACAAUGGAAUGAUGUUAUUUCUAUCAGUGGUGAACAAGCUCGUCUACAACGAAUAAGUCAAUUAAUAAAUAAAUUACCUGAUAUUAAUUAUCAAAAUCUUUGUUAUUUAGUUCGUUUCUUAGCUCGUGUAGCUGAAUAUUCAUCGGAAAAUAAGAUGACACCAAAUAAUUUAGCUAUUUGUAUUGGAUGUAGUAUUUUAUAUGGAAAAGAUCAAUCAUCAUCAUCGUCACAUCAAUCUAUUUCAAAUUCCUAUACAGCUGCUUCAACUAUUCUUGAACUUAUGAUUAUUCAUCAUAAACAAUUAUUUAUUAAUUCUUCUCAACAAGAACAAACUUCAAAAUCAAUUAAAUGCCAACCUGAUCUUAUUCCAACUGAAUUUCAUUCCAAAAGUCGAAGUGGUUCAAAUGAAAAUUUAUUAGAUGUUCAAAGUAUACCAGUAUAUCCUCAACCAUCUCCUGGAACACGUCGAAAAAAUAAAGCACCUCUUCCACCAGCAUCAUCUUCGGUUAAUCAGCAAACAUCAGUUGAACAAGUUAAUUAUGAAAAUCUAUCAUCUGACAUUAAUUUAAAUGAUCAAACAUCGAAUCAAUCUAUAACAGUAACAAGUUCAUCAAGUUUUAGUCCGAGUGAUAAAAUUCAUCGACGUACACCAAGCGAAGGAACACAAUUAGAUCGUCCUGGAGCACCUCCACCUCUUCCACCAUCACUUAUUAUUUCUUCUUCACCAUUAGUUCAAUCUCGACAAAAACUUUCCUUUCCAUUAUUAAAACCAAAUAAUGAACAAAGAUUUUCAACGGCAAUAGAAGAUAAAACAGUUGAAAAUGAUUCAACAACAGAUUUGUCAACUGAUUCAACAUCAACGACAAAUGAUGGUGUUAAUGUUGGAAAAUUAAUUUCACAAAUUAAUAAUCGAAUGGCUGCUGGAAAAUCAAAUAAUACUCAAACAAAUAAUAAUCGAAUAUCUUCUUUUAGAAAUAGCACAUUACCUUCACCACCUGGAGAUACAACUGAUUUCUAG